AUGAUGGAGAAAGUCACCAUCAGCGUUCCAGUUGUUAAAAAGCGUGUGGUUCCGCCAGAUAUCAAUAAUCCACCCAGUGGGAUUCCAUUGAAGUCGUUUGGCGACCAUUAUCAAGCUAUAAGUAGUCUUGGUAAUGGAAGUUUUGGAUCGGUUGUGUUGGCAAAGUACAAGAAAGAUGAAAAGAACCUUUUAAAAGUAGAUUUGAGAAAAAGGGGAACACUUAUAGAUCCUUUGGAAGAAUCCGAUGCUCAUCUCAGUUGUUUAGUUGCAAUUAAAACAAUGAAGACACCACUCUGUACUUUAAAUGAAGCAACAACAGUCAAAGAAGUUAAAUUUAUUCUCCGAAUACCUUCUCAUCCUAGCUUGGUACAGAUAUAUGAUAUGUUCAUCGAUAAUAAAGAGUUCCACCUUCAUAUUGUAAUGGAGACGAUGAAUCAGAAUUUGUACCAGCUAAUGAGAGCUAGAAAGAGAAUUAAGUUUUCACCGGCCACCUUGAAAAGUGUUUUGACACAACUUUUGGAAGGAAUUCGCCAUAUCCACAAGUACGAUUAUUUCCACCGAGAUGUGAAACCAGAGAAUAUCCUUAUAAUGCCCACGCUGCAAUAUUAUGGAUCACGAGAGAACAUUCCUCCUAAUCGGAGGGGUGAUAACUACGUAUUGAAACUAGCUGAUUAUGGUCUAGCACGUCAUAUAGGCAAUCUUGGCAAGUACACUUCUUACGUUGCUACAAGAUGGUAUCGCUCGCCUGAAAUUUUAUUAAGGAGAAUGUGGUAUUCCAAGCCCGUUGAUAUGUGGGCUUUUGGUACAAUUGCCGUCGAGGUUGCUAACUUCAUACCGUUAUUUCCAGGAGCUAGCGAAGUUGAUCAGAUCUGGAGAAUCUUAGAGGUACUUGGAAGUCCGACUCUUCCUAGUUUUGGUACGCAUAUGCACAAGGGACAUUAUUACCCACCUUUAGGUGGCUAUUGGAAAGAAGCUCAACUAUUAUCGUCGAGGAUGGGGUUUAGUUUACCCUACACUGAUGGUGUCCAAAUCUGCAAUCUUAUACCUGAUUCAGUAUCUGAGUUGGGUGAGGUUGUCAAAGCAUGUCUUACUUGGAACCCCGAUGUGAGAGCUGAUGUUGAAACUGUUUGUGCUAUGUCAUACUUCAAGAACACCUCAGUUUCAAAAGCGUACAAAGAGCCAGAAAGACCUAGUAAUAAAAUGACAAGGCCAUCACCUUUGAAGGAAGUGAACGGCUCUUUUCAGAUGUUUUCUGGAAUACAGCCAUAUAAGAUGUCGUUGAAUGAAUUCAAUAACAAAAAGCGUAUGAGGAAUAGCUCCAGCUUUGAAUCCCAGAAUUCUUAUAUACCACAGUACAACAAUGAGAAUUAUUUGAGUAAUUCUUUUAAUCAGAUGAAAAGUAAUGCCAUACUGAAGACAGAAUUCCAAAUACAUGAUGAUUUUGAUGACGGAUAUGAAAAGGAAUUUAUGAAGGAAUACAUAGGUAAGCAAGCAGGAAAUUCUAUUUCCCAAGGUAGAGAUCUGUUUGAUUUUGAAAAUAAAUGCAUCAAGAAUAUCGGGGAUGACAGUAAUAUAACACCCCGGGGCAUAAAUAAUACGCCUCCAGAACUUGCAGAAGAAUACUGUAACGAGAGUUUUAAUUUUUAUGAUUUAAAUUAUUCAAAUAACGAGGGAGAUGCAAUAAUAACCGAAUAUGAUAGUGAAAACACCUAUUCAAAAAAUGACCAUGAUUACUCUUGGGAAGGGUUCAAUAAUCUCGAUAUUACCAAUAAUGAUUCGGUAAAUAAUACCGAACAAUACAUCCCAAAUAAUUUAGCAGCUUUAAAGGAGCCUCUUGAAGACGAGUUUGGUAUAAUAGCAGAUAUAUCAUUCGGAAGUAGUCAUGGGAUUAAAUGUUGA
Debaryomyces hansenii CBS767 is the source of this 1899-nucleotide messenger RNA. It is a transcript of the gene IME2, whose product is annotated as protein kinase. The transcript has a single exon. Gene Ontology annotation, molecular function: ATP binding; protein serine/threonine kinase activity. The record is from RefSeq and is a predicted model, not a curated record. The coding region runs from base 1 to 1899 and encodes 632 amino acids. Lineage: Eukaryota; Fungi; Ascomycota; Pichiomycetes; Serinales; Debaryomycetaceae. Gene Ontology annotation, biological process: intracellular signal transduction; protein phosphorylation. Gene Ontology annotation, cellular component: cytoplasm; nucleus.